AGUGAUCUGCAGGUGCCGGGCAUACAGCAACUUUCCUGCACGCUGCAAGGGGUGCUCUCUGCUGCUUCCCCGCACAGCACAGGGGGAAGGAGCCUGUGGUCGCACAGACACUUCCAGCGCAUCUAUAGAUCUACAGGUGUCACCAGCAUGCAGAGCUGCGGCAGGUCCUGGGGGCUGCUGUGCCGGUCAGUGCGGCUGCAGGGCAGGGCGCUAGGAUGCAGCAAAAGCGGAUCCUGGAGCACUAUGGAGGGGCUGAUGAGGAGCAGCAGUAGCCGUGUCUCCGCUGCGGCAGCGCCUGCUCUAGCAUCCCCCUCCAACUCCCAUAGGCAGAUUGAGCGCCUGUUGCCCCGGCACGAUGACUUCUCGGAGCGACACAUUGGCCCCGGGGAUAAGGAGAAGCGGGAGAUGCUACAGACCAUUGGGGUGGAGAGUAUUCAGGAGCUGAUUGACAUGACUGUUCCUUCCAGCAUCCGCCUGUCAAGACCCCUGAGAAUGGACAAUCCAAUUUGUGAAAAUGAAAUUCUUGAUACACUCCACAACAUAGCAUCAAAGAACAAGAUCUGGAGGUCCUAUAUAGGCAUGGGUUACUAUAAUUGCUCUGUGCCUCAAGCCAUUUUAAGAAACUUACUGGAAAACGCAGGCUGGUUGACACAGUAUACUCCAUAUCAACCUGAGGUGUCCCAGGGCAGACUUGAGAGUUUACUGAAUUAUCAAACCAUGGUCUGUGAUAUCACUGGAAUGGAGGUGGCAAACGCUUCCUUACUGGAUGAAGGAACUGCUGCAGCAGAAGCGAUGCAGUUAUGUCACAGACACAACAAGAGGCGGAAGUUCUAUGUGGAUAGCAGAUGCCACCCUCAGACCAUAGCUGUGGUGCAGACAAGAGCCAACUACACUGGAGUGACUACAGAGCUGAUGUUGCCACAUGAGAUGGACUUCACAGGAAAAGAUGUCAGUGGAGUAUUAUUUCAGUAUCCGGACACUGAUGGAAAGGUGGAAGACUUCACGGAGCUGGUGGACAGAGCUCACCAAAAUGGGACUCUGGCAUGCUGUGCUACUGACCUCUUGGCACUAUGUAUCCUGAGGCCUCCUGGUGAGUUUGGAGUGGACAUCGCUCUGGGCAAUUCUCAGAGAUUCGGAGUACCACUGGGCUAUGGAGGACCACAUGCAGCUUUCUUUGCUGUGAGGGAAAAGUUGGUUCGAACUAUGCCUGGAAGAAUGGUUGGAGUGACUAGAGAUGCUGCUGGAAAGGAAGUUUAUCGUCUUGCAUUACAAACCAGAGAGCAGCACAUCCGGAGGGAUAAAGCCACAAGCAACAUAUGCACUGCACAGGCCCUGCUGGCAAACAUGGCUGCUAUGUUUUGUGUUUAUCAUGGACCAAAUGGCUUGAAGCAUAUUGCACGGAGAGUUCAUAAUGCCGCACUGAUAUUUGCAGAAGGUCUGAAGAGAGCUGGCCAUAGGUUGCACCAUGACAUGUUCUUUGACACGCUAAAGAUUCAUUGUGGAUGUCCAGUGAAAGAUGUCCUGGAUCGCGCUGCACACCGCCACAUAAACCUUCGUAUUUACAGUAAUGGCUCACUUGGUGUAUCUAUUGAUGAAACUGUAAAAGAAAAAGAUCUGGAUGAUCUGUUAUGGGUGUUUGGCUGUGAAUCCUCCGCAGAAUUGAUUGCUGAAAGCAUGGAAGAAGACAACAAAGGCAUCCUUGCAACUGCAUUCAAGAGAACCAGCAAAUUUCUCGCACACCCAGUGUUUAACAGUUACCAUUCAGAAACGAAUAUUGUCCGCUACAUGAAACGAUUGGAAAACAAGGAUAUUUCACUUGUGCAUAGUAUGAUUCCCCUAGGAUCAUGCACAAUGAAACUUAAUAGUUCCUCAGAGCUUAUCCCAAUUACUUGGCCAGAAUUUGCCAAUAUUCAUCCAUUUGUGCCCAUAAACCAGGCUCAGGGCUAUCAACAGCUAUUUAGAGAACUUGAAAAAGACUUGUGUGAAAUAACGGGAUAUGACAGAAUCUCAUUCCAGCCAAACAGUGGUGCACAGGGUGAAUAUACUGGAUUGGCCGCCAUCAAGGCUUACUUAAGUGCAAAAGGUGAACCUCAUCGAAGUGUCUGUCUUAUACCGAAAUCCGCACAUGGCACCAACCCGGCAAGUGCCCAGAUGGCGGGCAUGAAAAUACAGCCAGUGGAAACAGACAAAGAUGGGAGCAUUGACCUAGCUCAUCUGAAAGCCAUGGUUGAUAAACACAAAGACAAUUUGGCUGCUAUAAUGAUCACUUACCCUUCAACCAAUGGGGUUUUUGAGGAAGAUGUAAGUGAUGUCUGUGAUCUAAUUCACAAGAAUGGUGGUCAGGUAUAUUUGGAUGGCGCAAAUAUGAAUGCUCAGGUAGGACUGUGCCGUCCCGGUGACUAUGGGUCUGAUGUGUCUCAUUUAAACCUUCACAAGACAUUCUGUAUCCCCCAUGGUGGUGGAGGCCCUGGAAUGGGACCUAUAGGCGUAAAGAAGCAUCUUGCCCCGUAUUUACCAAGCCAUCCAGUCAUUACACUUCAACAGGACAGUGAUGCCCGGCCUUUGGGCACUGUAAGUGCAGCCCCAUGGGGCUCCAGUGCUAUUUUGCCUAUUUCAUGGGCUUAUAUCAAGAUGAUGGGUGCAAAGGGGCUCAAGCAUGCUACAGAAAUUGCAAUAUUGAAUGCAAAUUACAUGACAAAGAGACUGGAAACGUACUACAAAAUCCUAUACAGAGGUUCUAGAGGCCGUGUAGCUCAUGAAUUCAUCCUUGACGUGAGACCGUUUAAGAAGUCUGCAAACAUAGAGGCUGCAGAUAUUGCAAAAAGACUGCAAGACUAUGGUUUCCAUGCUCCUACCAUGUCCUGGCCCGUGGCAGGUACUCUUAUGAUUGAGCCUACAGAGUCUGAAGACAAGGCUGAGCUGGACCGUUUCUGUGAUGCCAUGAUUAGUAUAAGACAGGAAAUCGCUGAUGUUGAGGAAGGUAGAAUGGACUCCAGGAUUAAUCCUCUAAAGAUGUCCCCACACACAUUGACUUGCAUUGCAUCUUCUACUUGGGAUCGCCCAUACUCCAGAGAAGUGGCUGCAUUCCCCUUGCCUUUUGUGAAACCGGAGAGCAAAUUCUGGCCCACAAUUGCGCGGAUUGAUGACCUCUACGGUGACCAACAUUUGGUCUGCUCUUGUCCUCCCAUGGAGGUGUACGAAUCUCCUUUCACAGAACAGAAAAGAGCCUCUUCGUAAAGUUACAAACUCCAUUUUGAACAUGACUGCCAAUCAGCCUUGGUAGCAGCAGCAAAUGGUUCCUGCGGAUUGAAGAGUUUUUAUACAUGUUGUAAAUUUAUAUUUUUUAAUACUAUUACAACUUGCUACUAAGAGAACUUGUAAAAACAAUCAUUGGGCAGAAGCAAAGCCACUUAAAACAGAAAUCUAGCUUAUUUGUGCAAUAAAGUGCAGAAAAGGCAAAUUAGGCGAUUUGCCCUAGUGACGCAAAUGAAAAAAAUUGGCACAAAUAUGUUAAUUUUACAAUUCAUUCAGUCAUUUUUAAUAUGUAAUGGUGAUUGUGAGCUAUAAUUUAUUGCACUUUAAAUACUUCAAAUGCAAUAAAUGUACACUCUGCAAUUGCCGUUUCAUUAUUUGUUCAUUUAUACAGGAGCGACUUAACUCCACCCACAUGUCAUUACAGAACGAAUUUGAGUGCAAGUGGGGGCUGAAAAUAACAGAAAAUGACAGGAGGGUGGAGUAACAGACUGUACUACAUGGGGGGAAAUUUAGAGUUGGUUUCCCGGCCUUGACACACAUUUUGGUGUGACCUCAGGUCCUGUAUAGUGCCUUUACAGAACAUUUUUGAUCUUUAUCAGCUGUGCGGCAUGCUGAGAAGGACUGCCAGCUACACAACCAGUUUUGGUAGUUAAAUUAAAAUGACAGGUGUGGUGAUGCCAGGUUUAAGGUGGUGCCUGUAUAACUAACAAAUACUACUACUUUUGAUUUUUACUCCUCUCUAUUUGAUGUUUUUGUACUUGAUGUUCUGUGCAUUAAGUCAAGUUGGUAGGUCUUAGUCUUUUCCUAAUAUUCCAAUAUUUUGUUGUUGUUGUUGUGGUGGGGUGUGUGUUUUUUUUUAUAAAUAGUUUUUAUUGCUUUACAGGCUUAUUUACUGUGUCUAAUGUAUUUUAUGUAAAUGUCCAGUGUUUUGGUAGUUUAUUGUUCUUACAUCUUAGAACUCGUACACAAGUGGUGGUGCACACCGCUAUAAACACAAACUUUCUUCUCAUGGAUCCUCCCAAACAUGUAAGGGCUUUUUUGUUUUGUUUUUUUGUUUUUCCUAACUUUACUUUCUGUUGUGUGAAUGCAAUGUUUUGUAGCCUAUGUUUAAGAUCCUGUAGAAAAGUAAGAGGUUUUGAAAACUGAGCUAGCUAAAUGCUAGUAGUUUUUGCAAAAUACCAUUAGACAAUCCAGGUAUCAGACAUAUUUCUCAUAUUGCAUCCAUUUAAUAAAUGAUACCAUCUCAAUGUCCUGCAUUAGCAUGCCAUGGUAGUGUCCUUUUUACUUGUUUCAUUGUUUUUAAUAUUUUAGCAUCCCAAAUAAAUUUUUUUCAUGGUCCUAGUAAUAAGGGUGUGGGAUCCAGGGGGGUAAUUCCAAGUUGAUCGCAGCAGGAUUUUUGUUAGCAAU
Molecule: messenger RNA, 4662 nt
Organism: Pseudophryne corroboree (corroboree frog)
Lineage: Eukaryota; Metazoa; Chordata; Amphibia; Anura; Myobatrachidae
Gene: GLDC
Product: glycine decarboxylase
Exons: 24
Coding region: 148-3237 (1029 amino acids)
Biological process (GO): glycine decarboxylation via glycine cleavage system
Cellular component (GO): glycine cleavage complex; mitochondrion
Molecular function (GO): lyase activity; pyridoxal phosphate binding; glycine dehydrogenase (decarboxylating) activity
Source: RefSeq, a predicted model, not a curated record